Molecule: messenger RNA, 2706 nt
Organism: Trichoderma gamsii
Lineage: Eukaryota; Fungi; Ascomycota; Sordariomycetes; Hypocreales; Hypocreaceae
Product: peptidase family M20/M25/M40 protein
Exons: 1
Coding region: 1-2706 (901 amino acids)
Source: RefSeq, a predicted model, not a curated record
AUGGCCACCCCUGGCAGUGGGCUCGAAUCCCUUCCGGGCAGCAACACCUUUCCACGAAGAAAGAAUGUACCGGCUUCCGAAUUCUCGCUUGAUUCCGAUGUCUCGACCUCAGCUCCGUUGAAAAAGAGCAAACUGGGCCGUCGAGGGUCCAAGCUCGGCCUAAGACACCUCUUUGGUCGAAAGCUUUCCAAAGCAGGCGAAAGCCUUCCCUCUCCUGUUUCUCUCAAAUCACCCAGCUCGCUCAACUCGCUCAACAUGCUCAACAACUUGGGCAAGCCGCCUUCUCGAUCUGGAGGCUUUCGAAAGUCUCUCGUGGAUAUCAGCGGCUGGCCAUACGGACCGCAAGCCAAAUCUGAGCUUGCCCUUUCUACUCCAGAUUAUCCAUGGGAUGCCUCCCACGAGCUACCACCGGACGACACUCAUGUUUCCCGUCCACAAACUCCCGCCACCGGUCUUUCUGCUUCUUCCGGGAAGCGCGCGCCAGGCAUGUCAAUCACCAAGCAGCCUCGUCCAACUCUCACCGUCUGGACGAUACCGCCCCUCAGCCGGGCGAACCAGCAGCAGCUCAAACAACAAACGCUCUCUGCCACUGUCAAGCCUAUUGAGACCGUUUUGAGACGCAGUGAGAAGUCGGGCGUGACCGACAUGAUAGUACCUCUCACCGAAACCGAUACAAUUUUGAGCAGCGCCGGCAUCAGCCCCGGUGACAAAUUUAGGAGAAGAAACCGCGGAGACUCUCUGUCUGCCGGUAAUCUUGAGUGGACCACCAAGAUUUAUAUUCUUGUCACUGCUGGCUAUUUACUUCAAUAUACUGGAAACGGCGCACCUGACCGUCUGCCUGAAAAGGUGCUGCGCUUGGGUACGUCUUCGGCGGCUUUUGUAACUGAUGUCAUUCCGGGACGCCAUUUCGUCCUGCAGGUUACUUCCACCAUGGACAACUACGACCGAUCACCAUCAACCGACCCCCGAUCCUUUUUCUCAAAACUUCCCUUUCGAUCAUCAGACAAGCGCACCACAUCCAACAUGAUCAUGGUUUUUGAAAAUGCAGAGGACAUGGACGACUGGAUGACUUGCUUGCGGUCCAAGAUUGAGGAGCUUGGAGGCAAAAGGAGCAUCUCCGAGGCUGACCUGCUCAGAGAAGCAGAGGCUAAGCUGAAUGAAGAUGUCAUUCCUUCUUCGCGUGUUCGUGAAAAGCCAAGCCUGAAAUCAAUUACACUAAGAGAUGUCUCUUAUUCUGCACAAGCCACUCCCACAACUCCUUCGACGGCACCCCGGCAAGAACGGAAUUCCAGGAUUCCUGAUUACUCGAUUCCCCUGGUUGACUUUGAUUCUAUAAACCACGAUCUAUCAUUCGACGACAAAUCGGCGACAAACAGCAUUGCAUCUCAUGACGGUCGCCAACUGGACAAUCUUCGUGAGAGCUCACAGCGAUUAUCGCAAAUGUCGUCUGGCCAGCGGACAAACUUGACAUCGACUACUUCUUCGCCCUCGGGCUCACCCGUGCGCGACAGGUUUCCGCUGUCAGCAGAUAUUACCAUUAUCCCAGAGACGGCACGGCCUAGGCCCAACGCCAGCGUCAUUGCAAAUCGACGAGUAUCAUUGCAGACUAUGGGGCCGUUCGUUGGGGAGGCCAGCCUUGGUGGAGACGGCCUGUUGGAGCAUCACCAACACAGCCCACUUCCCUGGGCCAACGCUGCUGGAAAUGAUGCGGUCCCAUCUCCCACUGAGCCCCGUGGAACUCACAGUUUUGGAGUCUCUGCCUCGCAACCCACGGGUCGUCGGGCUUCUCAUAUGAAGGUGGCUUCUGCUUUAGAUGCAGAGAAUUUCUUUUCUCCGCCAUCACCAAGAGAUGCUGUCGCUCCGAUUUCCCGAGGAUCGCAGCGUAAGCUGUCGAGCAUCCGUAUAGGGCGACGACCCCUAUCCACGGUUGAAGACCAGCCGUCCCCCAAAGAGAACGUCAUGCCGGAAAGGCCUGUGACGAGCCAUAAUGCGGAGACUCGACCACCCUCGGACAUCCCUAGUGUCCCUAAGCUACCUCGAGAGAGGCUCGUGUCUAUGUCAAACGUUCCCCAGGUGCUGGGACGGCUGUCUCUGCCUUCACGACGUCUGAGCAUAGUGCCCAAAUUGACAACGCGGAGCCCCAGUCCGGGUCCCGCCACUCCCCCCGGCUUUCACCUUGAUGAGAAUGCACAUGACAGUCCCCGGAGGCUCGCCAGUAUCAACGCACUGCGAAAGCAGCUUGAGGUCAAGAGUUCAUUGUCAAAGUUUGGAGAUGCUAGCCCCCUGGCAUCGCCCGCCACUGAUCGGUCGUUCUCUCCAUUGCCUUCACCCCUCUCGGCUUCUUGGACAGACAAGACAAAGAAGAUUCGAACCUCAGUCGACGAUGUAGACGAAUUCUCGCGGGGCUUUAGUUUGGGGUUUUCCUGGGCAACUAAUCGAGCAAGCAUCAUGUCUGCCUUUACCGACAAGUCAUUCCCCGGGGAUGCGCAUCCCAUUGCAAAUAUUGCAGACUCGCUUCCUCAGCUUUCACCGCCGCCAACAGGGCCUCUUCCGGCAAUUCCGUCGAGGCCUUCGUCUUCUUCUAGCAACUAUGCCAAGAGUAUGAAGCACAAAAAGAGCCUGCCGCGGAUGGUCAUGCCUCCGCCAGCACCACCUCCUACAUGUGCCCUUCCGCCAUUGCCACCAAAGGCUGCGAUUGAGGCCUAA